UAAAUAAAUAAAUAAAAUAGAGAUAUAGAGCUAUUGGUCAAUUGGUCCUUUUGGCCAAGGGCAAGUCCUCCCAAGUGUCUCUGGAAUUGGAGACAACUGCAAGGGCUGAGAGGGAACUCUUUAGGAAUUGCACUGAUUCAAUAGCAACAUGAGUUAAGAGUUUGACUGGAGAAGGUAAAAAGAUGUGAUCUGAUUAGGAUCUUAAUGUCAUUAGAAAGACUGUAGACUGUAGAGCAGGGGUCUCCAACCUUGGCAACUUUAAGACUUGUGGACUUCAACUCCCAGGUUAAAUUCUGGGAGUAGAAGUCCACAAGUCUUAAAGUUGCCAAGGUGGAAGACCACUGCUGUAGAGUAUUUGAAACUUGGGGAUGGAUAGAUUGGCCUCUGUGGCUCAGACUGCUAAUGCAGUCUGUUAUUAACAGCAGCUGCCUGCAAUUACUGCAGGUUCUAGUCCCACCAGGCCGAAGGUUGACUCAGCCUUCCAUCCUUUAUAAGGUAGGUAAAAUGAGGACCCAGAUUGUUGGGGGCAAUAAGUUGACUUUGUAUAUAAAUAUACAAAUAGAAUGAAGACUAUUGCUAACAUAGUGUAAGCCACCCUGAGUCUUCGGAGAAGGGCGGGAUAUAAAUGCAAAAAAAAUAAAAAUAAAAUUAAAUAAAUAAAUAAAUAAAUAAUAGAUAUAUCCCAUUAAUGGGGGAUGGGUUGAUCUCAGAUUUGCAGAAUCGAUUAGAUCCCCCAAUAGUGCAGGGACAGGCCACGCAUGGGACUCCAGAGGCUGGUAUACUAAGACUCCCAGCAACCUCGAGCUGCAGUCGAGCAUCAUAUAUAGUCCAUGUCCUUGGCAGGUGAAAGUAAUUUAGGCAGGUACACAUCUUCUAAGGAUGAAGAGUUGAAGUACCUUGGAAGCCCUUGCUGUGCCAAAUUUUCCUGAUCUUCAUCUUUCAGCAGCUUAAAAAAGAGUCCAGCAAAAAGAAGAAGCAAAGUCACUGAAAAUAGGAACCUGUUGCUUCACGAGAUGAAUCCACUAGCCAUCCUCUUUGUCAUGCUGAGCGCAUUCUUCGCAGAGAUGGGAGCUUCGACUUACCAUUGGCAGAGACAACAGAAGCUGCCAAGGAAAAUUAAACAUGACUACAAAGGUUGUGGCUGUUUGAAUGGAGGAACUUGCUUGACUUAUGGUCUGUUUUCUCGAAUUAAGUCCUGCGUGUGUCCUGAAGGGUAUAACGGAGAUCACUGUGAGAUAGAUGUUGAAACCAGAUGUUAUACUGGGGAUGGCACUGACUACAGAGGGACUGAGUCAGAGAACGAGAAUGGGGAAACAUGUCUCUCUUGGGACUCCCAUUUUCUCAAAAGGUGGCCCUACAGUGCACACAUGGAAAAUUCGCUGGAGCUUGGCUUAGGCAGACACAACCAUUGCAGGAAUCCUAAUGGCAGUUCUAAGCCAUGGUGUUAUGUUCGGAAGGGAUAUCGCACUUCUGUGACACCUUGUGACGUACCCAUGUGUCAAAAUGGCAGGACGUGCGGCCAGAGGAACUUAAGCAAGAACUUCAAGAUUGUGGGUGGGCAGACGGCCCCUAUUGAAUCCCAGCCUUGGAUAGCCACCAUCUUCCACUCCAGAGGAAAUCAGUUUUUUUGUGGUGGCAGCCUCAUUGACCCCUGCUGGGUCCUUACAGCAGCACAUUGCUUCUCGGACACUGGCUCCGAUACAUCCAGGUUCAUAGUUAGGCUGGGGAGGUCUGCAACAAAUGCCAGCAAUCCAAACGAUCAAGAAUUUAGGGUCGAGAGGCUUAUCAUUCACGAGGCAUUUUCAAAACAAACUAGAGAUUAUAACAACGAUAUCGCCCUAAUAAAGAUCAGGUCCUCUUCUGGCCAAUGUGCGAAAGAGUCGGCCAUUGUCAAAACCAUCUGUUUGCCCUCGGAGAAUUUAAUGCUGAGAGACCGUUCCCACUGUGAAGUUUCUGGCUAUGGAAAACAACAGAAAACAGCCAUUUACUACUCACGAGUACUGAAAUCAGCUAGUGUACAACUAAUACCCCAGGCCACGUGUAAAAGAUACUACGAGAGUCACAAGGUGACCGAGAACAUGCUCUGCGCUUCAGACUCGGAGUGGAAGUCUGACUCAUGCAGCGGAGAUUCAGGUGGUCCCCUCACCUGCAUGUCCAACAGCAGGAUGGUUCUCUAUGGGAUCGUCAGCUGGGGAGAUGGCUGUGCAAAGGAAGGGAAGCCCGGCGUGUACACCAGAGUCAGCAGAUACAUCCCUUGGAUUGACUCCAACAUGAAUAGAAUCCACUUCAGAAGUUUCUACCCUCCGAAAUGAAAGGGGAUGGAGCCUUUUUCCUUUGCUUGGUGUUAGCCAUGAUGUCAGACACAUGGAAUUUGAGCCAAGUCUUUGCAGGUGUUGAAAUGCCAAGCCCAGCAGUUGGAGUUGAUGGUUCUUUUUCAAGGACUUGUUUGUUAAAGUUUGGGCAAUUUCUCUUUGGAGAGAGAGAGAUACUCAGCCCAUGGUUGGGAACAAUACAAAAACUAUCCCAUACCAAACCACCCUACUUAACUCUUAAAUAGGACAUUUAAGUGGGAUUUAAAUCACGUCCCACAGAAGAGUUGGCGUUAUACAAUCUUAGUGAUUUUUUUAAAAAAAAGAUUUUAGUAAGGUUUUAAAAUCGAUAAUUAAUUUACUAACAGCUAACACUGUUGUACAGAAAUGUACAAUUUGAUAUUUUAAAAUAUUGCAGUAUUAAUUUGAAUGAAAUUUAAAAAACUUUUAACUGGGAUUGCACAGGUUGAUAUUUGCUAUGUUUAGCUGUCUUUUUAACUGCCUUUUAAAAAAAAAAUUGAAAAUGCAAUCUGACACAAUAUUGAGGUAAAAAUACAUCAUUCCUCAGUACUUAUUGACAUUCCAGUUUCUAUGAAAACAAUAGUGUAGAUACAACAAUACAUUAAAAAAAUUACUCUGGUUGUGUUUUACAUGUGAACCAGUCUUGGCACUUGUUCGUUAGUAUCUUCCCAACUAUGUUGGAGAUAAAACAAGGUUUUAAGCAAAUGAUCCAUUUUAGGGCCCACCUGAGAAUAUUUUUUUAUUCUCAGGUUUUUGUGCCAUAUACAAUUUGAAAUAAUUGCAAUGUAGUAAAAAAUGUUGGGAAUACCUAUGUGCUACUGAUGACAUUUAUUAAAACUCCAAGAUUAGAGUCUUCAUUAUUUCUCUAAGCAAGCAGGCCCUUCUUUUUUAAAAUAGUAGAAAGUUUUUAGGUCCGUGGAGAACUUUGGCUAGGGCAUUUGUGCUCAGUAAGUCAGGAAGCAGAAUGUCUAAAGAAUUUUUUAAAAAAAUGAAGGCAGGAACAUAAUCCAUAAGAAAGUGCUUCCGUUGAAAUUAAUUGGAGCUAUGGUUGAUAAAUGAUUUUGAACUUCUCAAACUAUUUCUGGUAUUACUUUUGUUUUAAAAGGUCAGAAAUGCAUUAGACAUUUUGUUUAAAAGCCUUAGGAAGCAAGUGUUAGAACAUUUCUGAAAUUAUAAUGUUCAGAGUUACAUUUCCCUGCUAUAAAUUCACGAGAUAAAGAGUGUUGUAUUCAGUGUGGUUAAAUCAUCAUUGUACUUCAGCAUCCUCCAUCUUGGUCUUCUAGAAACUUCUGUGGACCCUUGGUCCCUCUCUUAAUGACAGAUCUGACUGUAAUUGUUUAGCAGAAAAGUGGCUACAAUUUAGUACGGUCAAAUUCCACCAAUGUUCAAUAGCACAAGGCACAAGAGAAAAACAUUUAACUUCAUUAAGCUAAAGAGCGAAACAGCCCUUGAAGACAGGAGUUGACAUGGAAUGUUGGAAAUUUAAUGGGAUGCUCAGAAUUCUUUGAUAAAAUUAUGAGCCAUAGCAAAAUGAUGUAAGUUGGUAAUGCAGAUUCGUCUACAGUUUUAAGUUCAAAUGUAUUCUCAGGGGUAAUUCCAUAAAUGUCCCAAUUUUCAAAUGUAUCUACCAUCUCUUCUGACUAUUGAAUAUAACCUGAACAAGGUUGGAAUUUGAUCAACACAAGUAGUCACAUAAAAUGUUGUUUAACUCAGGGGUCUCCCACCUUGGCAAUUUUAAGACUUGUGGGCUGCAACUCCCAGAAUUCCUCAGUCAGCAAAGCUGGCUGAGGAAUUCUGGGAAUUGCAGUCCACAAGUUUUAAAGUUGCCAGGGUUGAAGGCCCCUGGUUUAAUGUAUAGUUUGGCAAUUUACUUGUUUUCUGUGACUCAUAUAUAGUAUUAGCUUUUUAUAAUAUUCUUUUAUUGAAUGAACUGAUAAUUUGUAAUGGGGGCUGGUACCCUUCCUUGUUAUUUAAUAUUUUUACUUUAUUUAACUUAUUGUUAAUAUAUAUUACAGGUUUGAACAACCAAUAAAUUUCCCUGUUAAUAAGA
Messenger RNA from Ahaetulla prasina, 4380 nucleotides. RefSeq names its product plasminogen activator, urokinase (gene PLAU). Lineage: Eukaryota; Metazoa; Chordata; Lepidosauria; Squamata; Colubridae. The record is from RefSeq and is a predicted model, not a curated record. Gene Ontology annotation, biological process: plasminogen activation; regulation of cell adhesion mediated by integrin. The transcript has 11 exons. Bases 1014 to 2312 code for a protein of 432 amino acids. Gene Ontology annotation, molecular function: serine-type endopeptidase activity.